AUGAUAGAUUAUGAUGGGCAAGCUACAACUCAAGCCUUGAUCCUCCUAGAUAAAAGUGAUAACCAAGACACAUACAUAGUAACUUUCAGAGGAACCGAAUUAUUUGACGCUGAUCAAUGGUCAUGUGAUUUGGAUAUCUCAUGGUUGGAGUUUUCCGGUGUUGGAAAAACUCAUGCUGGUUUCAUGAAAGCAUUAGGUUUACAGAAAAGCAACGUGGGAUGGCCUAAAGAAAUUGAAACAAAUGAUACUCAUGCACCUGAAGCCUAUUACUUCAUUAGAGAUUUCUUGAAGAAAAAGUUGAAAGAAAAUGAUAAAGCAAAGUUUAUUGUGACUGGUCAUAGUUUAGGUGGGGUUCUUGCUAUUCUCUUUCCUGCAAUAUUGAUAUUGCAUGAGGAGACAUUUCUUUUGGAGAGAGUUGAAGGUGUUUAUACAUUUGGACAACUAAGAGUUGGAGAUGGAGUAUUUGCUAAGUACAUGGAUAAGAAUUUAGUUAUUAUUAUUUUGUUAGUUAAGAUAACAAAAAAUACGCGUGCAUAUGCAUGGUAG
Molecule: messenger RNA, 546 nt
Organism: Vicia faba (fava bean)
Lineage: Eukaryota; Viridiplantae; Streptophyta; Magnoliopsida; Fabales; Fabaceae
Source: the annotation of a GenBank genome assembly